UACUACGAGACUGUCCAAUGUGAUGCUCGGGGCUGCUUUUGUGUAGCUGCUAACAACGGCCUCGUAGCUUUCGAUACGCGCACAGCAAAUAACAUGACUUUGCCGAAAUGCUCAAAGUGCCACAACGCAUUGAGAGAUCUCUACAUGGUGGGGAUGUGCCUCCUGGAACUUCGUGCCAAAAUGCGAUGCGAUUACGAAGAAUUGCAAUGUGACGCGAGGCAGGAGUUCUGUUACUGUGUAGAUACCAAAACCGGUAAAGAAAUAGCGAAUACGCGCAAGAGAAAGGAAGGAAACAAAUACAUCACUUGCGGAAAAAACAACAUCUCGACAACCUUUUCGCAACUUCCCAUCACUGAGGGAUCGCCACUUUUCCAAGAGCGUUAUCCGGUUGCAAGAGAAACGUGCAAACUGGACAGAAGUAAAGGUUGGGCUUGUCAAGAUCAAAAGCCCUCAGUA
Ostertagia ostertagi is the source of this 456-nucleotide messenger RNA. NCBI's taxonomy places the organism in Eukaryota, Metazoa, Nematoda, Chromadorea, Rhabditida, Trichostrongylidae. The record is from the annotation of a GenBank genome assembly.